Messenger RNA from Archocentrus centrarchus (flier cichlid), 2319 nucleotides. RefSeq names its product glucosylceramidase beta 1 (gene gba1). Gene Ontology annotation, molecular function: glucosylceramidase activity. Gene Ontology annotation, biological process: glucosylceramide catabolic process. NCBI's taxonomy places the organism in Eukaryota, Metazoa, Chordata, Actinopteri, Cichliformes, Cichlidae. Bases 147 to 1715 code for a protein of 522 amino acids. The transcript has 12 exons. The record is from RefSeq and is a predicted model, not a curated record.
UGGCAAAUAGGUAGGAAGUGCGUGGGGAACACUGGUAUGGCAUAUUUCUAUAUAUAUAUAUAUAUAUAUAUGGCAGUGUGUAGAAGACUGAAUGUUUGAGCUACUCUACAGGACAUGAGCUAACCUAUAGCAACAUCUAAGAUAAAAUGGCCCUUUCAUCUCCAUCAUUUGUCCUUUUGGCUGUUGUUUUCAUGGCAGCACAAGUGAUCCUCUCUGCAGGAUAUAAUAAAUGUGUUGCCAGAAACUUUGGCUAUGACUCUGUGGUGUGUGAGUGUAAUUCGACAUACUGUGAUAGCAUCGCAUCGGUCACCCUCCCUCCACUGGGCCAGUUCUCCUCCUACCUGAGCAGCAUGGCGGGCAGCAGACUGGAGGCCUGUCAGGGUGAAGUCCAGCCUAAGAGCACCGGAGGGGGGCUCAGGCUGACUAUCGUUCCCUACCAGAAGUACCAGAAGAUCAGGGGAUUCGGUGGAGCGAUGACAGAUGCAGCAGCCAUCAACAUACUUUCUCUUUCUGCUGGUGCACAGGAGCAGCUGCUGAGACAGUACUUCUCCAGUGAAGGUAUUGGCUACAGUGUAGUGCGUGUCCCCAUGGCCAGCUGUGACUUCUCCACUCGUCUGUACACCUACGCUGACACGCUUGGCGACUACAACCUGGACAAUUUCACUCUGGCACCAGAAGACAUCAAAAUGAAGAUCCCUCUCCUGCAGCGCGCACAGGCCUUGUCUCCUCGCCCCCUGUCUCUGCUGGCCAGCGCCUGGAGUGCCCCCGCCUGGAUGAAAACGAAUGGUGCACUCACAGGAAAGGGCUCCUUGAAGGGCGAGCCAGGGGGCAAGGAGCAUAAAACCUGGGCUCAGUACUAUGUCAGGUUCCUAGAGGAAUACGCUAAACAUAACUUGACCUUCUGGGCAGUGACGACAGGAAAUGAGCCCUCUGCAGGAAAGAUGACAAACUACAGUUUUCAAGCCCUGGGCUUCACUCCCGAGGAGCAGAGAGACUGGGUGGCUCUGGACCUGGGCCCUGCCUUGCAUGCCUCGUCAUACCCACAUACACACAUUCUCAUACUGGAUGACAUCCGCAUACUGUUGCCCCACUGGGCCAAAGUGAUCUUAAGUGAUGUUCAUGCAGGAAGGUACAUUCAUGGUGUGGCGGUCCACUGGUACUGGGACAACAUUGUCCCAGCUGAGAUCAGCCUGGGAACCACCCAUCACCUCUACCCGGAGUAUUACCUGUUUGGCACAGAGGCCUGUACUGGCUGGAAUGCGCUAGACAGAGGAGUGAAGCUGGGAAGCUGGGACAGAGCUGAACAGUAUGCACAUGACAUUAUAGAGGACUUAAAUCAUUAUGUGGUAGGAUGGACUGACUGGAACCUGGCGCUGGACCUGAAUGGUGGCCCAAACUGGGUUAAAAACUUCGUGGACAGCGCUGUUAUAGUGGAUGCAAAGCGUGAUGUCUUCUACAAGCAGCCAUCUUUCUACAGCAUGGCCCACUUCAGUGCGUUUCUAUGGGAGGGCUCUCAGAGAGUGGGGGUGUCUGCCAGUGGAGAAACACACCUGGAAUUUUCUGCCUUCAUCCGAGCAGAUGGCUCAGUAGUGCUCAUCAUACUCAACAGAUCAUCAUCAGAGAUCCAGUUUGAAGUCUGGGACCCUGUUGUGGGUUACAUCCCCUCCACUGCUCCAGCUCAUUCUCUACUCACACUCGCUUGGAAAACGCAGUGAUCAUUAAAGCAGUUUCACAGACUUUAUAUUGGUUUCAGCAGAACCACGUCAAAAUAAUUUCUCUGCACAUUUGCACACAAGAUGUUCACAGAUCUACAGACUCCAGAUUAAAAAAAAUAAUAAUAAAAUUAAAGACUCUUCAAUUAUCUCCUACCUCUGGACCAAAGAGAACUAGAGGACAUAAAUAUAGGACAACUGCAUCAUUUCAGCAUUCCUUUUGGCAGUGUGAACACAAACAGGAGAAAAGUCCUUGAAGCCCUUGAGAAAGCUCCUCAGUGGGGGCUUAGGGAGUCCUCUGAACUGUUUGGUCCAAAACCCCCUCUAAUACAAAGUGCUUUUGAGUGCAUUUUCAAUUUCAUGCUUACAGAGACAUCUUAUUUUGUUUGCUGUGAUUUUUACCAUAACUUUAAUCAUUUCAGCAUGAAAACAAUGUAUGUAAUAAUUUGCUACAAAUUCACCGGUGCCUUGAUUUCCUUUUAAUAAGACGCUUGAAAAUAUGCUCACAGCAUCAUGGCUCUGAAGAAAUCAUUUGGUGUACUGAAUUUGUAAAUUCCUUAAGUUGUUGCUAUUUAAUCUUUUAUGUUAAAUAAAAUACCGUUUAAAA